AUAUGGGGCGCUAUGGGGCGCUAUGUUGGCAGUGCAGGGUGGGCUGGUGGUCCGUCGCUGCGGCCCCGACGGUCAGUGGGUGACGGACGGGAGCGGGAGAACGUGGAGGGACCAUUCGCAGUGCGAGGACACGGAGAUGGAGGCGCCGCUGCAGCGCCAUGCCUGGCUGCUGGAGCAGUUCCGCCUGGUCUACACGGUGUGUUACUGCGUCUCCCUGGUCUCGCUGCUCCUCGCCCUGAUCCUGCUGCUGCUCUUCAGACGCCUGCGCUGCACCCGGAACUACAUCCACUCCAACCUGUUCCUGUCCUUCGUGCUCCGGGCAGCCGCCAUCUUGACCCGGGACGCGCUGUUACAUCGGCACCUUCGACCCGGAACCGGAACCGGAACUGGAACCGGAACCACCGACCCAAUGCAGCUCCUCAGCCGCGAGGAGGUGGCCGGGUGCCGCCUGGCUCAGGCCAUGACCCAGUACUGCGUGGGGGCCAACUAUGGCUGGUUGUUGGCCGAGGGGCUGUUCCUGCACAAGCUGUUGGUCCUCGCCACCUUCUCCGGCGACCGCUGCCUUCCUGCCUUCCUGCUGCUGGGAUGGGGAGCCCCCAUUCUCUUUGUGGUCCCGUGGGUCGUGAUGCGUUACCUCUAUGAGAACGAAGGGUAUGUCCGAACCCCCCAUUUAAUGCCCCCCCCCCCCCAUUUAACAGACCCGCCCCCCAUUAUGAAGGUUGGCCUAAUCAACCCUGACCGCAUCAUCCCCCUCCUGGGGGGCCUGGUUGUCAGCGUCCUCUAUUGCUUCGUCAACAAGGAGGUGCAGGCCGAAGUGCGCCGCGGGUGGCAGCGUUGUCGCUUGGCCGCCUCCUGCCCCCCCCACCCCACUCGUGGACCCCCCCGUGGACCCCCCCGAGGACCCAACCGUUAUAUGGCCGUGGGGGGGGGGUCGCACCCCCACCCCACCCCACAGGACACAGCGGAACCCCUGGCUGAGAGCUGCUGCUGA
Coturnix japonica (Japanese quail) is the source of this 991-nucleotide messenger RNA. Lineage: Eukaryota; Metazoa; Chordata; Aves; Galliformes; Phasianidae. The record is from RefSeq and is a predicted model, not a curated record.